GUCCUCCACCGCCCAAAAUGCUCUCGAGGCUGCACGCCUCAGCCCUUCCCUCCGCCCGCGCGUUGGCAACAGCCCGCAAUGCCGCAACUCGCAGCCAGCAGGUCCGGUUUGCGUCUUCGGGCACCGCGUCUUCGAGUGCUUUCCAGUCACUAGUGAACUCGCGCGUCACGCUCGCGUCGGCCACUCUUCUCAGCGUCGGCUCCAUUGCAUGGUACACCCACCUCUACGGCAGCCUCCCCUUCCUCGGUCAAGUCUACGCCUCAGACCCUGCCGAGGACGGUCUCCACCCGCCCGCAUACCCCUGGCCUCAUAAAGGCCUCCUUGACUCUUUCGACCAUGCCAGCAUCCGGAGAGGUUACGCCGUCUAUCGUGAAGUCUGUGCCGCCUGCCACUCCCUCGACCGUAUCGCCUGGCGCAAUCUCGUCGGUGUCUCCCACACCGUAGACGAAGUGAAGGCCAUGGCCGAGGAGGUCGAGUACACCGACGGCCCUAACGACCAGGGCGAGAUGUUCCAGAGACCUGGAAAGCUCUCGGACUACAUGCCACCACCGUACCCUAACGAGGAAGCCGCACGCGCUUCCAACGCUGGUGCUCUUCCCCCCGACUUGAGCUUGAUUGUCAAGGCUCGCCAUGGUGCCGCCGAUUACAUCUUCUCCCUCCUUACUGGCUACGUCGACCCACCAGCUGGCGUUGAGAUCCGUGAGGGCAUGAACUACAACCCCUACUUCCCCGGCGGUGCAAUCUCCAUGCCCCGUGUCAUCUUCGACGGUCUCGUCGAGUACGAGGAUGGUACUCCCUCGACCACUUCACAAAUGGCCAAGGACGUCACCACCUUCCUGAACUGGGCCGCCGAGCCGGAGCACGAUGACAGGAAGAAGAUCGGUAUCAAGGCCGUCAUCUUGUUCUCCACCCUGACCGCGCUCUCUCUCUACGUCAAGCGCUUCAAGUGGACCGUCAUCAAGAACAGGAAGCUCGUGUACAACCCGCCCUCCUCCAAACACUAGAGACGGGGAGAGAGAGAUGGACCUGGAUAUUGAUAUUUGGACUCGCAAAGGCCCUGGGCGACGUGGUCGGAACUUUUAUUUACUAUCAAACAGGGUCUGCAUGCCCAUGCCAUGGCGGACCAGGUCCCUGUAAUUCUUUUGUUAGUAGUAGAAAUGGCAGGGCAUUCUACCCAUUUCGCCUCGGCUUUUUUUUUAUCGUCUCUUCGAAUGGACUCUCUUUCGUGAUAGACGACCCUCGGGACUCC
Stereum hirsutum FP-91666 SS1 is the source of this 1249-nucleotide messenger RNA. RefSeq lists its product as uncharacterized. Bases 18 to 1004 code for a protein of 328 amino acids. The record is from RefSeq and is a predicted model, not a curated record. Gene Ontology annotation, molecular function: electron transfer activity; heme binding. Lineage: Eukaryota; Fungi; Basidiomycota; Agaricomycetes; Russulales; Stereaceae. Gene Ontology annotation, biological process: mitochondrial electron transport, ubiquinol to cytochrome c. The transcript has 7 exons.